GCGAUCUUCGGAAAACUGCUUGUGAUUUUUAAACGAUAAACGAAACGACUGACACACAUCCAACAACAAUAGAGUAUUAACAAAUUAAAAAAUAGCCACAGAAAAAAGAGAGGAAAAGAAAAAAAUCAAAAGCUAAAAAACGUUGAAUAUUUUUGUAGUGGUACUUUCGGAUUCUGCGCUUGAGUGUUGUGUGAGAUUUUUCUUGAAAUAAGUAGUGUUGGCUAGUGCUUUUAAAUUGGCUAUUUCAUAUUACUAUACUAUACUAUACGAGUAUAUCGCUUCUAACAACGUUGCCCAGUUCAUCGCGUUUUUUCGUUUGCCUUUUGUAUUUUUUUAACUGAAAUUCGCACGCGUGUCCAAUUAGUCGGAUAACAUAGACUGUGAUCGAUAAAAGACAUAACGUAUCUUCUAACAUUUUCAAUUAAAAGACAAACCGAAUUUUGAGAUUCCUGCGAAUUCAUACUUAUCAAAAUGGUAUCGAAAGGCAGCAAGAAAAAGCAGCAACAAAUUAGUGUCAGCGACAGCAAAAAUGCUGCAAGCACAAGCAGCACCACCUCUAGUUCCUCGAAAACUGUGGUGCAUACCGCUGGCACCGAGGCAGCAUCAACAAGCUCGUCGGCGGUGGGAGUAACUUCGACGUCGUCGCCUACGUGGACGAAAACUUCACAGACACUGCAAAAAUCCGAGUCAGCGGCGAGCAACAAAUCGAUGCUGGCAACCACACACUCCGGCACGCAGUCGCAGUUGCAAUCGACUUUGUUCAAGAGCAGCAGUAGCAGCAGCAGUCACACUGAGUCGAGGUCAGAGCAAAAGCAGCGCCGACAACAAAUUGAACAGCAGCAACAGCAGCAGCAAGAACAGCUGUACGAGAUCGUCAGUGACGUAGGCAGCAUCGGUGGCGGCCAGUCAGCGCCAAUCGCUUCCAUAAUGAGUGACACAUUGAAAUCGACGAAGGCGUCAUCCUCAUCAUCCUCAUUUCAACAGAAAUCAGAAUACUAUGAAGAGAUCUCCAAUGAUUUUUCCAAUGCUAAGAUAAUAUCAUCCAUCGAUCUGCUUGAGAGCGACAAAAAGGAACCAGUUUUUUCGGUGCCGAUCGAUGUCAUUGAGAUAGUUGGCAGCGGCAGUUCCAGCAUUGGCAGCAAUUACAAUAAAGCUUAUUUGUCCUCUUCCCAAUCACAAACCGGUAUCAUGACAAGCACGAGCAGCUCCAAUUUCGCACACAUCGAGUCCGCAAGCAGUAGCAGUAAGGUCAUUGAUGGUGGAAUUACGAUCACCGAUAUGUCCACCGAAAAUUCAAAGUCCAUUUCGUCCACAUCGAAUACAGCAAAAUCGGGCAAAGUCACAUCUACAAAUGUUGAAAUGACAUCAUCGUCAAACAAGUUUUUAACGAAUGAUGUGAACAACAGUAGCACCGAAGUAAACAGCUAUACGUCGUAUUCGACGAUUGAUGGCAAAGCCAUUAAUGGUGCUACAACACCAGUAAUAGCGCCGCUAAUCACAUCGCCUGCAAAAACACAACAAACGUCAACGGCAUUUACUAAAAGUACACAGAGAGCAAUCGAUGACGACAGCCAUUCCAUUACCUCCACCGCACACUCCGAAAUUACAAGUCAAGGUGAUAGUACAUCACUGACUGAAACAGCGAAAAACCUGAAGAGUGACGUAGUUGUAAGUGGUAGUAGUAGGCAAUUGGCCUCCAAUGUAACAAACAAAUCGACGAAAAAGUCCUCUAUAAUAGAGCAAAAUAUCUCUGAACAAACAAUUGAAGAAAGCUCGCUGAAGAAAAGCAAGAGUACGUCAAAGAAGGAGGUGUAUGAUGUGAAAACUAAAAGAUGGACAGAGCUGAAUGAAAAGACCGGCACUGGCGCUACAAACAAAAAGCAGCCAACAAUCGAGCGUUACGUUAGUCGCGAAUCCGACGGCACUUACAAAAUUACGUAUAAGAAAAAAAUAUUCGAUCAGCGUGCGAACAAGUGGAAAAUCGUCGAAGAGAAGACUGUGGACAGUGCUCAUGAUACUCAUUACCCCGAAAUAGUUGAUGAUGUCAUCAAUACGACUACCACAACGUACACAACAAAAGUGUAUGACACUAAGACCGGAGAGUGGAAAAUCGUUGAAGAGAAAUCGUUUGUGGACUCAAAAGCUUUCGUGCCAAAUGACAUUGUUCGUGAAAUUGAAAAAGACAAUACUGAUGUGGCGAACAUAACUACUACCACUGAAGUAACAAAGAUAUUUGAUGCCAGCUUGAACGAUUGGCGAGUCCUAGAUGAGAAAACGCAUACCGAUGUGAUUGAAAGAAUCGUAGAAACGCCCAAAAAGACAAUUUAUAUUGACGAAUUUGUUGAAAUCGAAAAAAAUGUGCAGAUAACAGAAGACAGUGAAAAUAUAACCAAUGAACGUACUAACACAUCAAAACGCAAAGAUAUUACCACAAAUAUAUACGAUGAAGUUGACGACGUUAAGAGAGAAAAGUUGACUACUAGCGACUCAAGAAUCCGUGGAGUCGAUAAAAAAGAAACGUUUGGUUCAAAGCAUACAGAUAUGUGUAUUUGCGAAAUCUGCACUUGCGGUCGCCACCAUUGUGCUUCAAGCGUUAAGAAGACGGAUGCUAUAAUAGAGACUAUAGAUUUGCUGGACGAAUCUCAAACGCGAAUAAGGUCCAACACUUGGUCUAAAAAGGAUCUCGAAGAAUCUCGAUUAAAACUUUUGUACGACAUUGACGAGCAAGUCACUUUAAUAAAACCCGAGGACAAUUUGAAACCUGAGGGAGAAUUUAUAGUUCCCGAAAAAAUUCCAUUCCAACCGGCUGAAAGAACGGAACGCAUAAUUAGAAAAGACAACUUGCGCAGUGAAGGAGAAAUGACAUUUACGGAAAAAGAGGAAUAUCAAUAUGUAAUAAGGCCUCUGCCAGUCAAACCCACUGAUAACCUCAAAUCUGAAGGUGAAUUUUAUAUGCCAGAAAAAACAACGUAUGUUCCAGCAGAAAAACCUACUCAAAUUAAAUAUAAAGACAACCUAAAACCGGAAGGAGAUUUCUACACUCCCGACAAACCAGUCUAUCAAUCAACAGAACGCCCGUUACAAAAGAAACCAGAGGACAAUCUCCGCCCUGAAGGUGAAUUCAUAGUGCCGGAAAAGAUCUUGUAUGCACCAGCGGAACAGACAACACGAGUAAUAAGAAAAGACAAUCUCAAAACAGAAGGAGAAAUGAUAUUUGACGUAAAAGAAGAAUACACAUUUGUGAGUAGGCCGGAACAAAUCAAACCAAUUGAUAAUCUUAAAUCAGAAGGAGAGUUUUAUACUCCCGAAAAACCUGGGUUUAGGCCUGCUGAACGUCCUAUUCAGAAGAAGCCAGAAGAUAAUUUGAGGCCAGAAGGAGACUUCUAUAAACCAGAAAAAGUCAUGUAUCAUCCAGGAGAACGUCCAACACAAGUUAGACCAGGGGACAACCUUCGCCCUGAGGGUGAAUUUUACACUCCCGAAAAACCUGGAUUUAGGCCUGCUGAACGUCCAGUUCAGAAGAAGCCAGAAGAUAAUUUGAGACCAGAAGGCGAGUUCUAUACACCAGAGAAGACAAAGUUCCAACCAGGAGAACGUCCCACACAAGUUAGACCAGAGGACAACCUUAGGCCUGAGGGUGAAUUUUACACUCCAGAAAAACCUGGAUUUAGACCCGCUGAACGUCCAACUCAGAAACGGCCAGAAGAUAAUUUGAAACCAGAAGGUGAUUUCUAUUCACCAGAGAAACCAAAGUUCCAACCUGGAGAGCGUCCCACACAAGUACGACAUGCUGAUAAUUUGCGACCCGAAGGCGAAUUUUACACUCCUGAGAAGCCCGGAUUUAGACCAGCUGAACGUCCAACUCAAAAGAAGCCAGAAGAUAAUUUGAGACCAGAAGGAGAGUUUUAUGCACCAGAAAAAACAAAGUUUCAACCAGGAGAACGUCCUACACAAGUUAGACCAGAGGACAACCUUCGCCCUGAGGGAGAAUUUUACACUCCAGAAAAACCUGGAUAUAGGCCAGCAGAACGUCCAACUCAGAAACGCCCAGAAGACAAUUUGAAACCAGAAGGGGAGUUCUAUAAACACGAGAAACCCACUUAUCAACCCGCCGAACGUCCAACGCAAAAGAAACCUAUAGAUAAUUUGAAACCUGAAGGCGAGUUUCUUGUUCCGGAAAAAGAAAUGUAUAAACCUGCUGAAAAAAUUGAACGUGUUAUUAGAAAGGACAAUUUACGCACAGAAGGUGAAAUGACAUUCGAAACAAAAGAAGAAUAUCAGUUUGUUAUUAGGCCCAAUCAAGUGAAACCCACUGAUAAUCUAAAGCCAGAAGGCGAGUUUUAUGCUCCAGAGAAAUCAAUAUAUAAGCCAGCUGAAAAACCUUUACAAAUCAGACACGAAGAUAACUUAAAACCCGAAGGCGAAUUCUAUACUCCACAAAAACCAGGUUUCACACCAGCAGAGCGUCCAAUUCAAAAGCGGCCAGAAGAUAAUUUGCGUCCAGAAGGUGAGUUUUAUGUACCAGACAAGCAGGAAUUUAAGGCUGCUGAAAGACCUACUCAAUUGAAACCUGAAGAUAACUUAAGACCGGAAGGCGAGUUCAUGAUUCCCGAAAAAGAAAUAUAUAAACCCGCCGAAAAAACUGUUCGUGUAGUAAGGAAAGACAACUUGCGCUCAGAAGGGGAAAUUAUUUUUGAAAAGAAAGAAGAAUAUCAAUUUGUAAAUAGACCAGAGCAAGUCAAACCGGUAGAUAAUCUUAGACCGGAAGGAGAAUUCUAUACCCCAGAAAAACCAAAAUACCAACCUGCUGAAAAGCCAGUGCAAAUUCGACAUAAGGAUAAUUUAAAACCGGAGGGUGAAUUCUAUACACCCGAGAAACCUGGUUUUGAACCUGCGGAACGCCCAACUCAGAAAAAACCCCAAGACAAUUUGAGACAGGAGGGAGAGUUUUAUGCUCCUGAUAAACCAGACUACCAGUCCGCUGACCGACCUAUUGCAAAGAAACCUGAGGACAAUUUAAGACCAGAAGGUGAAUUCACUAUUCCGCAGAAAACACCUUACCAACCAGCGGAAAAAGUCGAACGUAUUGUUAGAAAGGAUAACUUGCGCUCAGAAGGUGAGAUGACUUUUGAAACGAAGGAAGAAUAUCAGUUUGUUGUUAGGCCAGAGCAAUUGAAACCCACUGAUAAUCUAAAACCGGAAGGCGAAUUCUACGCUCCGGAAAAAUCGAAGUAUCAGCCAGCCGAAAAGCCAUUGAUUAUUAGACGGGAAGAUAAUUUGAAACCGGACGGGGAGUUUUAUAAACCACAAAAAGUCGAUUUUGUUCCAGCAGAUCGGCCUUCUCCAGUCAAGCAUGAAGACAACCUUAAACCAGAAGGUGAAUUUUAUACACCCGAAAAACCUGGUUACCGGCCGGCGGAGAGGCCAACUCAAAAAAAACCUCUUGAUAAUUUACGACCUGAAGGAGAGUUCACUGUUCCAGAGAAAACCACUUACACUCCAGCUGAAAGAACAGAACGAAUAAUAAGAAAAGAUAACUUGCGAACUGAAGGGGAGAUGAUAUUUGAAGUAAAAGAAGAUUAUCAAUUUGUUAAUAGACCUGAGCAAGUCAAACCUAUUGAUAACCUCAAACCAGAGGGAGAAUUUUACACUCCAGAAAAGCCAAUGUAUCAAGUUUCAGAACGACCUUCUCAAAUUAAACCUGAGGAUAACUUGAGACCCGAAGGUGCGUUUACAGUACCAGAGAAGUUAGUAUACAAACCGGCUGAAAAGGUUGAACGUAUUAUAAGGAAAGACAAUCUCCGCUCAGAAGGUGAAAUGAAUUUUGAAAGAAAAGAAGAAUAUACGUUUGUCAUUAGACCUGAUCAGAUUAAACCCACUGAUAAUCUCAAACCCGAGGGUGAUUUCUAUACUCCCGAAAAACCAAAAUAUCAGGCAGCUGAGACUCCGUUAGUUAUUAGACGCGAAGAUAACUUAAAGCCUGAAGGUGAGUUUUAUAUACCUGAGAAAACAAGUUAUAGGCCCGCAGAGCGUCCAAUACAAAAGAAGCCUGAAGAUAAUCUUCGAACAGAAGGCGAGUUUUAUUCUCCAGAAAAAUCCGAUUACAUACCCGCCGAACGACCUACUCAGAAGAAGCCAAAAGAUAACUUACGUCCUGAGGGCGAGUUUUACACACCUGGAAAGCCUGGUUAUAGGCCAGCAGAAAAAGUCGAACGUAUUAUUAGGAAGGAUAACUUACGCACUGAAGGUGAAAUGACUUUCGAAACAAAAGAAAAAUAUGAAUUUGUUAGCAGGCCAGAGCAAGUGAAGCCUACAGACAAUUUAAAGCCAGAAGGAGAGUUUUAUACCCCAGAAAAACCAAAAUUCCAACCUGGCGAGCGGCCGUCACAAGUGAAACAUGUAGACAAUCUUCGGCCAGAAGGAGAAUUUUACACUCCACAGAAACCUGGGUAUAAACCGGCCGAACGUCCCACACAGAAGCGGCCAGAGGAUAAUUUGAAGCCUGAAGGAGAAUUUUAUUCUCCCGAUAAACCAAAAUUCCAACCAGGAGAGCGUCCAUCACAAGUAAAGCAUGCAGACAAUCUACGCCCUGAGGGAGAGUUUUAUACACCAGAGAAACCUGGGUAUAAACCAGCCGAACGUCCCGUACAGAAGCGUCCGGAGGAUAAUUUGAAGCCUGAAGGAGAAUUUUAUUCUCCCGAUAAACCAAAAUUCCAACCCGGAGAGCGGCCAUCACAAGUAAAGCAUGCAGAUAACCUGCGGCCUGAGGGAGAAUUUUAUACACCAGAGAAACCUGGGUAUAAACCAGCCGAACGUCCUGUACAGAAGCGUCCGGAGGAUAAUUUGAAGCCCGAAGGAGAAUUUUAUUCUCCCGAUAAACCAAAAUUCCAACCAGGAGAGCGUCCAUCACAAGUAAAGCAUGCAGACAAUCUACGCCCUGAGGGAGAGUUUUAUACACCAGAGAAGCCUGGGUAUAAACCAGCCGAACGUCCCGUACAGAAGCGUCCGGAGGAUAAUUUGAAGCCUGAAGGAGAAUUUUAUUCUCCCGAUAAACCAAAAUUCCAACCCGGAGAGCGUCCAUCACAAGUAAAGCAUGCAGACAAUCUACGCCCUGAGGGAGAGUUUUAUACACCAGAGAAGCCUGGGUAUAAACCAGCGGAACGUCCUGUACAGAAGCGUCCGGAAGAUAAUUUGAAGCCCGAAGGACAAUUUUAUUCUCCCGAUAAACCAAAAUUCCAACCCGGAGAGCGGCCAUCACAAGUAAAACAUGCAGAUAACCUACGGCCUGAAGGAGAGUUUUAUACACCAGAGAAACCAGGGUAUAAACCAGCCGAACGUCCUGUACAGAAGCGUCCGGAGGAUAAUUUGAAGCCUGAAGGAGAAUUUUAUUCUCCCGAUAAACCAAAAUUCCAACCCGGAGAGCGUCCAUCACAAGUAAAGCAUGCAGACAAUCUACGCCCUGAGGGAGAGUUUUAUACACCAGAGAAGCCUGGGUAUAAACCAGCCGAACGUCCCGUACAGAAGCGUCCGGAGGAUAAUUUGAAGCCUGAAGGAGAAUUUUAUUCUCCCGAUAAACCAAAAUUCCGACACGGUGAGCGACCGUCACAAGUAAAGCAUGCAGAUAAUCUACGGCCUGAGGGAGAAUUUUAUAAGCCAGAGAAACCUGGGUAUAAACCCGCCGAACGUCCUGUUCCGAAAAAACCACAAGAUAAUCUCAAAUCAGAGGGAAACAUUUAUGUACCAGAAAAAAUUGCGUUUAGACCUGCUGAAAAAAGUGAGCGAAUUAUUAGAAAGGACAACCUUCGUACGGAAGGAGAAAUUAUAUUUACCGAGAAAACGGAAUAUGAGUUUGUUAAAAAGCCGGAUCAAAUAAAACCUACAGAUAACCUAAGACCUGAAGGCGAAUUUUAUAAAGUGGAGAAGCCUUCAUACAAGUCUGGUGAACGACCUGUAGUGAAAAAACCCAAAGACAAUUUAAAAGUGGAGGGUGAAUUUACCGUACCCGAGAAAACAUCAUUCAAGCCCGCCGAGAAAACAAAACGCAUUGUCCGAAAAGAUAAUUUACACAUGGAAGGAGAAAUGACGUUUGCAGAGAAAAAUCAGUAUCAGUAUGUAAAUAGGCCCGAAAAGGUUGUACCCUCUGAUAAUUUAAGAACGGAGGGUGAAUUUUACACUCCUGAUAAACCCGGAUUUAAACCGGCUGAAAAAGUGAGACGAGUCAUUCACAAAGAUAAUUUAAGAAUGGAGGGGGAGAUGACCUUUACAGAGACGGAAAAGCACGUGGGUGUUAAGAGACCAGACAAAAUUGUGCCACGUAAUAACCUUAAACCUGAAGGCACUUUCUACAGUAAGGAAAAACAGCAAUAUCAGCCGGCUGAGCGUCCAAAACAAGUAAAACCGGAAGAUAAUCUUAGGCCAGAAGGACACAUGUAUAUUUCAUCUACAGAUAGAACCGAUUCUAAACUUUUGAAAACUGCUACUGAAAAGGUGGUUGUAAAACGUCCAGUAGACAAUCUCAAACUAGAGGGCACUCUUCAGGUUUCCAGAAGAGAUGACUACAAUGAAAAGCAAAGUUCAAGAUUAGACAGCACUAAAGUAGUACAAAAGGCUGUCCGAUCGAAGUAUUCUCAUAACAAAUCAUCUAUAACUCUUGGAGAGGAUAACGCCAUUUUGAAAACGACUAACCAAAUGAACUUUGUUUCUGGCAAACAAGCAAUUCCUGCCGCAAAUGUAAGUUCGGAUAAACCCGUUGACGGUUUAGUAGUAGUAUCGACGAAAAAGGUAACUACAGUAAUAGGUGGUCGGGUUAAGAAAGAACCAGAAACAGAAUAUGUUAAACGACAAGAGAGAGUGAAUGUCAUAGAGAAUGUUGCAAAGACCAACAAUGUUAAGAACAUUGUAAACGUUGAAAAUAAACACGACGAGGCAAUUUCUAUGACCGAAAAUCGUAUUAGAAAGGAAAAUAAAAUGAUUGAUACCCGCAUGAACGCUUCGUCGCAUGAGUCCUCCUCGGCACAAUUCAAAACUAGUAAAAUUGGCAACACUUCUGAAAGAGUAUUAUCUAGUACAACAAUGGGAGAAGUCACCGGUCAAACACACUCCACACAAUGCAAGUUUGGAGAAAUGCAGAGCGCAUCAGCAAAGCUAAACGCUGCUGGAUCGGCUAAAUUUAUGUCAGAUCAAACACAUACCACUCAACAAAAGUCCACAGCCGUUGAAAGCUGCUCGUCAAAAACGAAAUCUAGUUCUUCAGCUGCUACAGUAUCCAAACAUUUUCAUCAUCGAAGAAGCGACUUCACUGCAGAUACGAACGUUACGAACUCAGUAUUUCAUCGAAAAUCUAUUUCUAACGAUUCCAAUCAGAUAGGUAGUCUUACAUCGAAUGGUAAAAUUCAUCGCAAGAGUAUUUUAAACUUGCACGAGGAGCCAUCGAGUUCGGUUUUCCCUAGUGAACGUCAAAGCUACAGCAGUAUACAUAGACAAAGUAGAGAACAACAAGAUAAUAAUAACUCAUUUUUGGUGAGUGAACGUCGCCACUUUAACACGCUUAGUCAAUCGCAAAGUAGGGAUCAGACUUCGAAGUCCUGCAAUGUUCAUAAAACAUCGUCUUCCAGUGGUAUAGAAUUUCCAUCAUACAGUAAACAUUCCGAACGAACUGUAUCCCGUAGAAAUGUCAACCAAUCAUCAAUUUCUCUUGGUAUAGAUGGAGCUUCGUCUACAACCCUAUACCGUAGUGAAUACAAAACGGUUCCAUCCACAACUUGUGCUAUACACAAAAUCAAAGAAGGUGCAUUCCAACACACUAGAAACACGAACGAACAUAAAUUUUUUAAAACUGUUAAGAAUUAAUUCCCCAACUAACCCACAUACAAUUUUUUUUUAUUAAUCUUUUCUCUCUAAUAUUAUAUAUUAUUACAUGUAAACAUUAAGCAUGCAGAAUUGCCUCAUACAAGUAUACAUAUGUAUGUAUUUAAAAAUAAAUUCUAUAACUAUACUACAUAUAUAAAAAAUAACAUCCACUA
Messenger RNA from Bactrocera tryoni, 10022 nucleotides. RefSeq lists its product as uncharacterized. The coding region runs from base 472 to 9849 and encodes 3125 amino acids. The transcript is spliced from 5 exons. Gene Ontology annotation, biological process: microtubule anchoring. Gene Ontology annotation, cellular component: centriole; ciliary basal body; cytoskeleton. Lineage: Eukaryota; Metazoa; Arthropoda; Insecta; Diptera; Tephritidae. The record is from RefSeq and is a predicted model, not a curated record. Gene Ontology annotation, molecular function: microtubule binding.